Molecule: messenger RNA, 2646 nt
Organism: Hymenoscyphus albidus
Lineage: Eukaryota; Fungi; Ascomycota; Leotiomycetes; Helotiales; Helotiaceae
Source: the annotation of a GenBank genome assembly
AUGGACCAACAACCCCCUCCUUCCCGCGAAUACGCUUCGAGACUCUUCUUCAUAAUCCUCCUCUUCGUCUUUAUGAAUGGAAAUGGAAAUCAGCCCGGCGGACCAGGUUUUCCAACAGUACGCGACUACGCUGCCGACCGAGUCGCGAAGUCCAGACAUUCCCUCGGUAUUCUCAAUGCGACGCGGUGGCAGGAUUUUGCCCCACGCGAUCAGAAGACACCGGGCUACGACCCCGGCAGAUAUCUAAAUAUCACGGGCUUCAGAAAGGAGGAUGGGUAUAAAUGGGAAUACUUGGAUCCUUUCAGAGAAAGAUGCGAGGUGUUUAGUGAGGAGGCGAGGAAGAGGUUAGGGACAGGAGAGGACAAGAACCGGGGAUUGGGAUUGAUAGGGGAGGUCUAUGAGAAUGUCACGGGCAUUGUGGUGGGGAGUUGGACGAGAUUCCAUAAUAUAGAGCCAGGGAAUGCCACGGAGACAUCCGGGUUGAAUUUGACGGAAAUUAGUCCGGAUACUGAUUGGUCUUUUAGAGACGAGAAGUUCUGGACGAGGAAUAUCACAGGGCAGGAAGGGAAGAUGGUGUUGAAGGUUGACGAGAAAGAUGCUGACGAAAUGGUGCUAUCUGAGAAGGUAAAGGCUGAUCGCGUGUUACAAGAAUCCGGAGAAGCGGAUGGAAAGGACGAUAAAUGGAAUACAGAUUUGAUCAGAGACGUUUCCGCAACUCUGACGAUUCAGGACGAAACUAGUAGUGGUGAUGGCUGGGAGAUGAGACUUCAUGGAAUACAUUGGCCGAGGACAGGAGUACUUCUCAUGACCACAACCAGCGACAAAUUCGCGGGUAUUUUUGGUUUGCCACAUCUGACCAUGAAUACGGGAUACUUUGCAUCGAGCCAGAAGUUACUCAAUAUGACUUUAGAGAAGACUGUUGAGCGUAUGGAACAUGCCGUUUGGCUUGAUCCGAGUAACCCAUGGACAUCGAGCCCCGAAAGUCAAGGCGAUGCAAUGUCGCCCGUUCCUCAUUGUGAGUUUGUAGUAUUCGCUCAGGUUUAUCCCGUCAAAAUCGAUCGCACUACUGGGGGAGCAUAUUUACGGGAACAAGAUGUCGUUAAGGCUAUCGAGCAGGAGCUCCGAUAUCCAAAUGGGGCUCCUAUUCCUGCGAUUCCGCAAUUACAAAUGUCUACGGUAAUGUUUUCCCCAGAUUGUGGAUUCAUUCUCGAAUCAAAAGGACCGCCUGGUUUCUCGCCAAAAGAGGGAGAGCAUCUCGUUGGAAAGAAGCAAGAGUCGUGGCUCCAUGAUAUUGAGCAUUGGCUGCUUAUGUUUGCCCUCGUGAUGUUUGGGCAGAUCUUGCUAUUAAAAGUUCAGUCCAAAGAAGCUUCAACCCCCUCGACCAUCGGCAGAGUCAGUUUGUACACUGUGACUAUGAUGUUGCUGGGCGAUGCUUUCUUAUUCUCCAUCUUGAGCUUUUUGACAACCCUGGCUCCCAACCUUUUCCCAUCCUCGCUUCUCUCAGCAUUUUCUGCUCUUUUAUCCGUGGCUUUGAGUCUCAAGUUUGUUGGGGCGGUUUACAAUGUUCAAGAGCCAGAGAGUAGAGAACGUCUCAGACUUCGCCAGGCAGCCGAAGCUGCCAGUCGUCCCCCUCAAUCGACAGUUACACCCCAAGUAGCCGCAGCUCAAGCGAUUGUAGGAGCUCAAGGGCACGAUCCAACUACAGCAACCACUGCGCCAAUAAAUCCAACUAUUACACCUGAUCCCCCUAUCAUUAUACCGUCAGAUCAAGAACUCGAUAUCGAGAUCGCCGACAGAAUGGCUGCCGCCCAAGCAAGACUUGCAAGGCCCCUUCUCCCAACCACCAAUACCCCAGCUGCCCCAAUACAACCUCCAAGCUCUUCUACCUUUACUGCUCUCUAUAUAAGAUCCGUAAUCGGACUCACAUUCCUCCUCUUCCUCUCGGCUUCAGCGUCCUCGUGGUCCACACCAUUUCGCAGCGCCUAUGUCCACAUAAUUUCAAUCUUCUACCUGUCUUUUUGGCUUCCCCAAAUCCGGCGUAACAUUGUACGCAAUUGUCGUAAAGCCCUCCUCUGGAAAUUCGUUGUCGGCCAGUCAGUUCUCCGUCUCCUUCCAUUCGCAUACUUCUACGUGAAAGAAGACAACGUUCUUUUCUCUGAAACGGAUUGGAAAGCGUUUUGGGUAUAUGCCGGCUGGGUAUGGAUCCAGAUCUGGAUACUCAUCUCCCAAGAGAUUCUUGGCCCUCGAUGGUGUGUACCAAAAGGUUGGACCGAGGAGGGAUGGGAUUAUCACCCUAUUUUACUGGAGGAUAAUGCUGAAGCUGGAGGCCUUCCAAUUGGUCUUGUUCAGAUACCAGCUGGCUCACCAACUUUGUCGCGGAGUGAUACCUGGAGUUCAGAGGAUAGGAAAAGGAAAGAUGGGACUUUUAGGAGUGUGGAUUGCGCGAUUUGUAUGCAGGUUCUUGAGGUGCCGGUUGUAGCUGCUGGAGAGGAUGCAGGUUCGGCGAAUAGCGUGACGGGGUUGUUGAACAGGAGGCUUUAUAUGGUGACGCCUUGUCGACAUGUUUUCCACAGUCAGUGUUUGGAGGGGUGGAUGAGGUUUAGGUUGCAGUGUCCCAUCUGUAGGGAGAAUCUGCCGGCAUUGUAG